GCAGUCAGAGUUGGCAGUCAAACUUUUAGCAGCUAAAAAGAGAACGCAAAGAUACGAAAUAGACUACAACACAGGAUCUCUAUCCACAACAGCAAACCUGAAAAAGGGAUCACCUGACUUUGACAACUUUAGCCGACGCUUUUGGAUUUUGCCGAGUUUCUUCGUGAUCUCCUGAAACGAUGAUGUACUCUGCUUUCAACACGGAUUGUGACUCCUCUUCCCGGUGCAGUACCGCUUCUCCAGCUUGCGACAACCUGGGUUACUACAACUCUCCUGCGGGAUCUUACUCCACUAUAGGCUCUCCCCAAUCUCAGGACUUCACAGACCUGACUUCAGUGUCCAGUGGCUCCUUCAUCCCUACUGUCACGGCUGUCUCUGCCAGUCCAGACCUGCAGUGGAUGGACCAGCCGCUCGUAUCCUCCAUGGCCUCUAAUCACAGAGUCCAUCCCUACAGUGUCAGCCCCCCAACCUACACUAGUGCCAUGAGGAACAAGGGCCACAGCUCUGGGCGCAGAGCCAGAAUGGAACAGCUUUCUCCUGAGGAAGAGGCGAAGAAGAGUUUCCGUAGAGAGAGGAACAAGCAGGCAGCAGCUAAAUGCCGCAACAGGAGGAAGGAACUCACCGACACUCUGCAGGGUGAAACUGACGAGCUGGAGGAUGAGAAGUCCGCUCUCCAGAACGAUAUCGCCAACCUGCUCAAAGAGAAGGAGAAGUUGGAGUUUAUCCUGGCAGCCCACCAGCCCAUCUGCAAGAUCCCCUCUGAUAUGGACACUGUUUUCCCCUCCCACUCCUACGGGGUCUCCAUCCAGCUGUCCCCACCCCAGUCUCAAAGCAUGGUCCCCAGCUCCGUCUGCUCGGCAACUCCCCUCACCUCCAUUCCGUCGACCGCCAGCUCCAACCUCUCCGCCUCAAUCUUCUCCAGCAGCCCCCUCCUGUCCACCGCCUCCAUCUCCGUCUCUGACGUCAAGAUGGCCGACCUGGACACAGCCUGCCUGGAGCAGUCCCUGUCUCUCCUCUCCAAGACGGAGAUGGAGACGGCCCGGUCGGUGCCCGAUGUCGAUCUGACCAGCUCCCUGUACACCCAGGACUGGGAGCCUCUCUACAGCACAGCCAAUAAUGACUUUGAGCCCCUGUGCACCCCUGUGGUCACCUGCACCCCAUCCUGCACCACGUACACCUCCUCCUUCGUCUUCAGCUAUCCUGAGGCGGAGGCGUUGCCUACCUGUGGCGUAGCCCAACAGAGAGGGAGCAGCAGCAACAAUCAAUCCUCUGACUCCCUCAGCUCCCCUACACUCCUAGCCCUGUGAGCAGGAGAACCGUAGCUGUCUCCCAAAUGACACUCUAUGACCUAUAUAUAUUUCAUUGCUUUUGAUCAGGGUCCAUAAGGUAUCCCAUAGGGCUCUGGUCUAAAGUAGUGCACUAGUCCCGUAGAGCUCUGGUCUAAAGUAGUGCAUUAUAGUCCCGUAGGGCUCUGGUCUAAAGUAGUGCACUAGUCCCAUAGGGCUCUGAUCUAAAGUAGUGUACUUGGGUGACAUUUUUUGAUUUACAUUCUUCCACACAACACCAUUUCCUUUAGAGCACAUUUAACAUUCCCUCAUGUACAUUACCAGUAUGUGGUGCUGUGCAGAAUGAUCGCAGAGAUAUGGACUUGGACACACACAACCAGGAAGUAAAAUAUAUUUGUUUACCUUUGUUUUCUAUGGACUAUAAUGGGCUAUCACUUGCCUCUUUCAACUAUGUUGCUGAUUUUUAAAGCAUGUUUAACUAAUAAAACAGUAGUUUGGGUUUACAAAAUAGUUGUUGAUUUUUAUGGUGCUAGAUAACAAAGUUGUGUUUCAGUGUUCAGAGCCUAGUUAUAGUUAUCUUGACCUGUUUUGUUUUCUGGUUGAUGGAAUGUGAGCUUCUUGUACGUGUGUGAUAUUUAACAAUCAUGAUGUGCUUGUCUGGUUGGUCUAUCCUAGUAUGAAAGUUUUCUAUGAAAACGUUAGUUUUUUUGAUGUUGUGAAAUUUCUAAUUUUUAUACUACAAAGAACUGAACCUUUGGAAAAACGUUAAAAAUAAACUGAACGAAUAAAAAUAUUAAAUUAUUUA
Molecule: messenger RNA, 2091 nt
Organism: Salvelinus fontinalis (brook trout)
Lineage: Eukaryota; Metazoa; Chordata; Actinopteri; Salmoniformes; Salmonidae
Product: protein c-Fos-like
Exons: 3
Coding region: 180-1307 (375 amino acids)
Biological process (GO): regulation of transcription by RNA polymerase II
Cellular component (GO): nucleus
Molecular function (GO): RNA polymerase II cis-regulatory region sequence-specific DNA binding; DNA-binding transcription factor activity, RNA polymerase II-specific
Source: RefSeq, a predicted model, not a curated record